Molecule: messenger RNA, 1103 nt
Organism: Bactrocera neohumeralis
Lineage: Eukaryota; Metazoa; Arthropoda; Insecta; Diptera; Tephritidae
Exons: 3
Coding region: 214-630 (138 amino acids)
Source: RefSeq, a predicted model, not a curated record
AACAAAAGUUUUUUUUAAAUAUGUUACAGCAACAUGCUUUAAAAACUUAACAUUAAAUAAUAACACUUUAACGGCAUUUUGAAACCAAAAUGUCAAUUAAUAAAGAUAACUGACAUUGUUUCAAACAAAUAUGCAUACAGGAACGCAAUCCACGAUUCUCGGCCGACUUCACCACCUUAUGGCAAACACGAUUAUUUAACUAAUUUACAGAACAUGUGGACCUCCAUAUCUGAAGAUCCCACAGCAAUAAGCAUUGAUCCAACAUUAGCAAAUUAUCGACAUUUUGCAGCAGCUACUGAAUUACAUUUAACCCACCUACCGCAUAAACUGCAAUUGAAUUCUCCAAAUCGUCCUGAUAUUCGAUUGCACGAACAUCAGCAGACGACAUAUCGUACUUAUCCACAGAAAGAUUAUAUUACUCAACAGCACCACAACCAUUUAUAUCGUCGACAACAUAGCUAUUUACACAAUCACCAUCAUCAUUUGUCAUAUACGGCGCGACAGUUAGAUGUUAGAAAUUGUGAUAGUAACAGUACUCUACCAAUGACGACUCCUUUUAUGACCCGCACCGAAAAGUAUUUACUAAAUAACAUUGAUAAACAUUGUCGCAAUCCGCUAAAAGUCGAUUAAAUGCGAGAUCAAACUUAUCUUAUUCCGCACGAAAUUUCAACAGAGGAGGCACAGUCCCUUUCCACUGAAUAUGGAACCUGUGAGAAUGUGUUGAAAGAUAUUGCAACAAUUAAAGAGACAUAUGUGUAUAAUAAAUCAAAAGAGAUAUCAAACACCGUUAGAAAAGCAAAUUCUAUCAUCCAUGGUGAUGGGAAGAAAAGCAAACACCUCAUCGAAAGCAAGGGUAAACAAAUCAAUAAAGAAUUGAUAUGAAAAAAGCAAAGUGGACAUUGUAGUACGAAUUUAUAUAUAUAUAUAUAUAUAAUCGUAUCAGUAUCGCUGUUAUGCCAGUUUCAUUUGAAGCAAUAUGAGAACAUUCAUAGACAUAUAUGUAUGUAAUGCUCGUAUAAAAUACUUUUGUAUCACUAAUACACAUAAUUUUAAAUUCACAUAUUAUGGCUUAUAAAAUAAAUAAACGAAAACUAACAUAUCAA